UGUUUAUAUAGUCUAUUUUGAGUUGCUCGAGUUAUGUCAGGGGUUGCUCCUUCAGUGGGUAAUUUGAGUUUACUUUGAGUUGCUUCAGUGGGUCCUUUUUCCUCAAGGGUUCCCAAAACUCUCGAAACCCAAACCCUCUCUCUCCGAUGGCUCAGCGGUCCGAUUCUGAGUCGGACGGGGACUCCUGCUCUUCGCUCCCUAGUUCAGCUGACCAUCCUUCUCUCAUCCAAUCCAGCAACCCGGACUCGAACCCGAAUCCGACGUCGUCGGGCUCGAUACCUACUUUACUCCACCUCUCUUUCAACCAGAACAACGCGUGCUUCGCAGCGGGGACCAAUUCCGGUUUCCUCGUCUUCCAGUGCGAGCCAUUCAAGCUUCAAUUUCGCCGUGACUUCUUACCGCAGCCGCGAGGGGCCGUUGGAUUCGUUGGGAUGCUCUUCCGUAGCCAGAUGCUUGGACUUGUGGGUCUUCCGAACGCCGGCAGUGAUCCCGUACAGCCACCGAUGUUCCCGUCGAACAAACUCAUGAUCUGGAACGAUGUCGAGUCAAGGUGUAUCGGCGAGCUCUCCUUCCGCUCAGACGUUAAGUCCGUUCGUCUCCGGAACGACCGUAUCGUUGUGGUGUUGCAGCAUAGGGUUUACGUCUAUAACUUCGCGGAUUUGAAGCUGGUACACCAAAUCGAGACUGCCGCGAACCCUAAAGGCCUUUGCGAGGUUUCGCACGUGGUAGGACCUAUGGUGCUGGUGACUCUUGGCCUCCAGAAAGGGCAAUUGAGGAUCGAGGAUUACCGGUCAAAGCGUACUAAGUUUGUCAUGGCGCAUGAUUCAAGGUUAGCGUGCUUAACACUCACUCAGGAUGGGAGGCUGUUGGCUACGGCCAGUAGUAAAGGGACUCUAAUUAGAGUUUUCAAUGCUCUUGAUGGCUCGCUUCUGCAAGAGGUCAGGAGAGGUUCAGAGAGAGCUGAGAUAUAUAGCCUUGCUUUCUCUUCAACUGCACAGUGGCUAGCUGCUUCAAGUGACAAGGGAACUGUCCAUGUCUUCUGUCUCAAGGCAGUUUCUGGAUUGUUGGGGAAUGAUGGAUCUUGUGCUGCAGCUGAGCAGAGUCUGUCUGAUCAGCCAUCUAAAUUGUCACUUUCCCUCUUUAAAGGUAUAUUGCCAAGGUAUUUUAGCUCAGAGUGGUCGGUGGCUCAGUUUCGGUUGAAUGAAGGUUUGCAGUACCUUGUGGCCUUUGGGCUCCAAAAAAACACUCUUAUGAUUAUCGGCAUGGAUGGAAGUUUCCACAGAUGCCAGUUCGAUCCCAUGGCUGGUGGAGAGAUGACUCGGCUUGAAUACUACAAUUUCCUGAAGCCAGCAGAAGAGUCUUCCUGAUGGUAUGCAUAAUUUCCUGAAGCCGGCAGAAGAGCUUGUAAAAAUGAUUCCGUUUCCAGUGCUGAUGGUAUGCAUAAUUUCAGUUUCUUUACAAAUUUUGGCAAAGUACAUAAUGUUGUAAAUAACUUAACCACGUGGGUAAAUGAAGAUUGGCUAGGUUUUGAUAA
Tripterygium wilfordii is the source of this 1534-nucleotide messenger RNA. Its product is annotated as autophagy-related protein 18a-like. Gene Ontology annotation, molecular function: phosphatidylinositol-3,5-bisphosphate binding; protein binding; phosphatidylinositol-3-phosphate binding. Gene Ontology annotation, cellular component: extrinsic component of membrane; cytosol; phagophore assembly site membrane. The coding region runs from base 147 to 1367 and encodes 406 amino acids. The record is from RefSeq and is a predicted model, not a curated record. NCBI's taxonomy places the organism in Eukaryota, Viridiplantae, Streptophyta, Magnoliopsida, Celastrales, Celastraceae. Gene Ontology annotation, biological process: protein lipidation; nucleophagy; autophagy of mitochondrion. The transcript is spliced from 4 exons.